CAGCUUUUAAGUGAAAAAAUCAGUGGAGCAGAAGGAACAAAACUCGACAAUGAUUUCCAAGAAAUGGAAAGGAAAAUUGACAUCACCAAUAAAGUGGUUGCUGAGCUUCUUUCCAAAACCACGGAAUAUCUCCAACCCAAUCCAGCAUAUCGAGCUAGGUUGGGAAUGUUAAAUACCAUGUCAAAAAUCAGAGGACAAGUUAAAACCACAGGCUAUCCUCAGACCGAAGGUUUACUUGGAGACUCUAUGCUACGAUAUGGCCGAGAACUAGGAGAAGAGUCGGAGUUUGGCAGUGCUUUGUUGGAUGUUGGGGAAUGUAUGAAGCAAAUGGCUGAGGUGAAGGAUUCUCUAGAUAUUAACGUCAAGCAGAACUUUAUUGAUCCACUACAGUCCUUACAAGACAAAGACUUAAAAGAGAUUGUGUAUCACCUGAAAAAGCUAGAAGGCCGCCGCUUAGACUACGAUUAUAAAAAGAAGCGACAAGGGAAAAUUGCGGAUGAAGAAAUCCGACAAGCAGUGGAGAAAUUUGAGGAAUCUAAAGAACUAGCGGAGAGGAGCAUGUUCAACUUUCUAGAAAAUGAUAUUGAACAAGUUAGUCAGCUGGCUGUAUUUGCAGAGGCUGCAUUGGACUACCACAGACAGUCAGCUGAGAUCCUGGAGGACCUCCACAGCAGGUUGCACAACAGAAUGAAUUCUGCGUCAAGCCGACCUAAGAGAGAGCACCAUUCAAGAUCGAUAAUAUCAACAAUAGAGUCAAACGAAAAGCUGCAACAUAAUGGGAUCUCCUGCAAUUCAUCCAUCAAAUUAUCAGGUUCCACCAUCAAUUUGGACCAGCCCUGUUGCAGAGCACUAUAUGACUUCGACCCAGAAAAUGAAGGAGAACUUGGAUUCAAAGAAGGCGACAUCAUCACUUUAACCAACCAAAUUGAUGAGAAUUGGUUUGAAGGCAUGGUCAAUGGGGAAUCUGGUUUCUUUCCAAUCAAUUAUGUUGAAGUUGUGGUCCCUCUUCCACAGUGA
Messenger RNA from Staurois parvus, 1017 nucleotides. Lineage: Eukaryota; Metazoa; Chordata; Amphibia; Anura; Ranidae. The record is from the annotation of a GenBank genome assembly.